GCAAACUGAAAAAUACAACCGGAUGCAGAAGGACAGCCUGGUAUUUUUUGGCAUAUGCCUACUGCAUUUGACACACUAUGGGACAUACUCAAUAUUUUUCUUCAGUACUAAAUAUGGAUAUUGAGAAGCACCAGCCACUUGUCACCAAUAAUCUGUUAACUCCACUCAAAUCACUAACUCGCCGGAACAAGCCCCUUCUUAAGCCCAACCCCUUCAGGGUUGUUAUUUUUUAGGUUCAAAGUUCACAAGCAUUUACAGCUUGCAAAUUAACAAUCUGGUCGAAAGAAUACAAAUAAAAUGGACUUCAGAGAACUUAAGUAUUUCCUUACAGAUAAAAAAAUCCUUAUGCUGGCUGGAGGAGCAAGUUUAACUGCAGUUGUUUUGGGACUUGGGUAUAAGUACUUACUAAAGCCAGAGAAAGUUACCCGUGUCGGAAUUGUGUCACAGCUUCUCAUUCACCCACUUAAAUCGGGAAAAGCUGUAUCCGUGGCCUUAGCAGAAUGUCAAGAGAUUGGCCUGAAGUAUGGAGCACUUCAAGAUCGGCACUGGCUGGUGGUGACGGAGGAUGGUCAGAUGGUGACGGGCAGACAGCAGCCGCGCUUGGUCCUGGUGGCUUUGACCGUGGAAGGACAACAGGUGUGUCUGAACGCCCCGGACAUGGAGACGCUGACGUUCCCUGUCACACAGCCAGACAACGCCAUCAAGGACUGCAGAGUGUUCAGUGUGGACAUUCAAGGCAGAGACUGUGGUGAGGAGGUCUCUAGCUGGCUCACUCGGUACCUGGCUGCAGAGAAGGCUGUUCGCAUGGUGCACUUUGAACCCCAAAUGAACCCCAGGAAACCCGGAGAGAAAGAGCCUCUCUUCCCUCAACAAACAAAGAUUGCGUACCCCGACCUGGGGCCGAUCAUGCUGUUGUCUGAGUCGUCAGUGAACGACCUCAGCAGCAGACUGGACAGCAAAGUAACGGUGGCCAGGUUCCGACCCAGUUUAGUCAUCAGCGGAUGUGAAGCAUUCGAUGAGGAUUCCUGGGACGACAUCCAGAUUGGCAAAGUCCGACUGCAUCGUGUUAUGGCCUGUGGAAGGUGCAUUUUCACUACUGUGGACCCAGAGACCGGAGUGAUGAGCAGGAAAGAACCACUGGAUACUCUUAAAAGCUACCGCCAGUGCAAGCCGGACGAGAGAAGCAUUUACAAAAUGUCUCCUCUCUUUGGACAGAUGUACACGGUCAGGAAGACUGGCGUCAUGCAAGUGGGAGAUGUUGUGUAUAAGAUCAGUCGCUGAGAUGGUCACCUCACUUUGGAGGUUUGAUGGAUGAGAACAAGGAUUUGUCAGUCAACACAAGUAGUUCUUUAAGCACUUUAAUUGAGUAGUAACUGAAAGGAUCAACUAACAUUGGAGCUUUUGGGAAUGUUUUAGGGAGACGUUAGGAUGAGCUAAGAUUAGGAAAGUAAAUAAAUAAUAAUGAAAUUGUGAAGAAAUGGUGUUGUACUCAUUUGUUUGGUGCUUCAUUGACUGCUUGUUUGUGGCGAAAGUGUAUUUUGUUGUUUUCACCCAGCUAAAAGGAGAUGGGAUGUUGGCCAUGGUACACCAUAGACUCGACAAGUAAAGAGAGGAUAUCGAUUUUAAUUCAGUGCUAGUAAACCAGACAAAUAACUUUCAGUUCACUUUUCCUGGGGGGGGGGGGAUUCUUCACUGUUGGAGUCUCAUCUCAUUGUCAUGAUAUUAUAUGUAGUCUUCAUGGUGUCAGACUCACUGACUCCUCUGUCUGACUAGAGGAGUCUGUCACUAUGCACCUGCAGUUCCAUUUCCUGUCCACCAGGGGGAAGCAUAGCAUUACUUGAGAUUUCUCCUGUCCAAUGGUUUCAGUCAGGCCAUUUGAAAAUGGGAAAAUGUCAGCUCCUCUCUCAAUAAAUGUGAUCUGAUCUUCUUUCUGUAGCAGAAUAGUGGCAGUUUUGUUCACCUUUCAUCUCCCUCCCACUCAAUAUCCCAGUUUUGAAAAUGUCUGAUAAAUAUCAUCACACCUGCU
Molecule: messenger RNA, 2026 nt
Organism: Hypomesus transpacificus
Lineage: Eukaryota; Metazoa; Chordata; Actinopteri; Osmeriformes; Osmeridae
Product: mitochondrial amidoxime-reducing component 1-like
Exons: 7
Coding region: 298-1281 (327 amino acids)
Biological process (GO): nitrate metabolic process
Cellular component (GO): mitochondrial inner membrane
Molecular function (GO): nitrate reductase activity; molybdopterin cofactor binding; molybdenum ion binding
Source: RefSeq, a predicted model, not a curated record